GUAAACUUCUGUAAAAUUAUAAAUUUCAGUCUUAAUUUAGAUAGAAAAUCCUUGCAAUCUAGUUGUAAUAUAUGCGGUUUUAAGUACUAUCUAAAUUAAAUUUAUAUAAACAUGGCGCUAAAAUCAUUUUCGUUUACCUGUGACACCGUUGCAAAUGGUAAGUGCCUGCACAAGAGUGCUAUUCAGUAAAUAUAAAAUCACCGUUCAAAGGAGCCUGUUGCGCAAAACUUUGUUUGCCAACUAUUAUCAGGCUUCACCAUACCAAUUUGUAAGGAUAUAGACUAAUUUCUAAUAAUAAGCCAACGGAAAUACAACAAGAGGUAUGAAAUAAUACCAAAAAGUAGCGAUAAAGUGAAAGAUAAUUGUUUUAAUUCUCAUCCGAUAAACCUAGGAUGCAGUUACUGGAAACAGCGACAACCAGCUCUGUCUGAACAUAGCGAUGAUGUAUACUUCUUAGAAGACGCAAGUAACACCCAAAAUUCUGAACAAUAUUCUACUUACUGUGACGAUGAUGAAGAGGACUCCGAAGAUGAUAGAUAUAUUUCAAACAACAUUCGGAUAUAA
Bactrocera oleae (olive fruit fly) is the source of this 564-nucleotide messenger RNA. The record is from RefSeq and is a predicted model, not a curated record. Lineage: Eukaryota; Metazoa; Arthropoda; Insecta; Diptera; Tephritidae.